Molecule: messenger RNA, 2605 nt
Organism: Varroa destructor (honeybee mite)
Lineage: Eukaryota; Metazoa; Arthropoda; Arachnida; Mesostigmata; Varroidae
Product: phosrestin-2-like
Biological process (GO): G protein-coupled receptor internalization; signal transduction
Cellular component (GO): cytoplasm
Molecular function (GO): G protein-coupled receptor binding
Source: RefSeq, a predicted model, not a curated record
ACAUAUUUCUGUUGCGAGUCCUCUAAGUCGACCCGUCCUUUUGAAUCUGUUCUGCACGAACAGGGGGCCAUUUUUCCUAGUGCAACGGCUCUUGUAGACUGCGACAAGCGGCACCGUGGGGCUCAGCACCCUCAGGCGUAACCUAGGUAAAGUCUGUGUGAUGUGUGCGACGAGCAAAGGGUUUCCUAGAUACCCCCAAAAGGGAGAGGGGGUCUCGGAGGAGAGGUCGCGCUGAGGGUCCAUGGAGAUCUCUCGAACUGCGCGUCGAGCUGUUGUCAAGCGAGGGCUGAUAUUCACAUGGUUCAAACUAACGCCAGUGAUUGCGGUUUCGGUCUAAGCCAUAGAGCGGUGCUGGAUCAGUGUAGUUGAUUUCCAUACUUCUUAUCCUUUAGCCGGGUUUGCAAUUGCCCUGUCGAAAGCAAUUGAUGUUUAAAGCGUUAUUUGAGUAAAUUAGGGUGAUAGGUUACAUUUGUGUUUCUUUGCCUGUGGGUCAACUGUUCACGUUCUCGGUGUAUGAAACACUGUAGUAGCACACAAAGCUAUCUUUUGUGGUAAAAGUUACGAAUACGGAAUUGUAUGUAAUUUACAUAUAUCACGAAGAUUUGUGGGUCUUGCUUAGUGAUUGCAGUGCUUGCUUUGGCCUUAGCUAGAAGCAAAUAGAUAUAGUUACAGCUGACAAUUCGAAGAGAAAGUUUUGUGCAGUAAUUUGGAAGAAAUAAAAAUCGAACUUUGAGUAGCAGAUGACACACGGGUAAUUUAUAUGUGCAUAAUAUUGUUUUUAAAUAAAAAACAAUUUGGUGGUGCUACAAUUAUUAGUGGGUGGAUACGCGUAACGGUGCUACUUCGCGUAACUGGACAAGAAGCGCUAAGCUAACUAAGAAACGGCGACAAGGACAGCGACGACGUGAGCCAAAGCAGCCGAGAAGGCCAUCGAGGACGUCAAGUAGGUGGCUUCCAGCAAAGAACAACGCUAGUAACCGCCGUAGACGAGGCAAUCCGUCUAACAUAACCGACAGAAUGUCAUCCUCAUCGUCGGGCGUGCGUCAGAAGAUGCGUGACCUCAAGCAGGUGGUGCCAUUGGCUAUACCAAAGGAAAGCGCUGAACCCUUACAAGAAGAGGUCAUUGAAGACGGCGUGAAAAUAUUUAGGAAAACUUCCUUAGACGAAAAGACAACAAUCUAUCUCUAUAAGGUGGAAUAUCAAGACCUCGGUUGUGACACAGACGCUGUGGAGGGGUUCGUUACGUGCGAUUCAACCAAACUUUCGCCUGGAGAAAGCCUCUACGUGGCCCUCGUUGGAAGGUUUCGCUACGGUCGGGAGGAAGAUGAAGUUCUUGGCAUGUCACUCUGCAGGGAAAUGUAUAUGGGCCAUAAGCUGGUUUGGGCUAAGGGUGCGGGUUUCCAUCAGGGCAGUUCGUCCCAGUCAUCAGGUGAGACAGUCACAUCAAGCGGUGAGGCACAGCCUCAGGGAGCGUUGCAGACAGGCAACGAGCAACCCGGGCCUUCGUCUGAAGGCGUCAAUGACAGCGAUCCGCGGUUGCCAGGCUCGCCGUCAGAUGGCCGUCGCUGUCCGGAAGACAAGGCAAAGGUUCAUUUUUCAUUCGUCUUUCCCGAAGAUGCGCCGGUUUCGACUAUUAUGCAGCGGCUGACCCCGGACGCUGGUGACACGUGCGGGGUACGAUACUAUGUUCGAUGCUAUGGCUCAGUCGAUCUAAACAAGGAACACAGUACUAUCAGCGUGUUAAAUUUCCCUAUUCGAAAGUUACAAUUCGGUAGCCCAGUCGUUAAUCCAUCUAAAUCGCUUCCGAAAGGAACGAUCCUUAAAGAGUUCCCAUUGAACGGGGGUCGUCUUGCUCUAGAAGCCACGCUCAACAAAGCGGCGUAUGAGCAUGGUGAAGCAAUUCGGGUAAAAAUUAGUUUAGUCAACUCAUCGCACAAAAGCGUCAAGCAUGUAAAGGUUACUGUACAGCAAUCGGCCCAAGUACAUCUAUGGAAUACUGGAAAACUCAAAGUCACCGUUGCGUCCACUAAUAACAGAUCGGAUUGCCAUGUGAGCACGGGUCAGUGUGCGGAGAAGGAAGUGAUACUUCUGCCAAAGGCUGGCGACAACAAAAACAAGUAUGGAGUCUUCAUCCAGGGUCGUGAAGAUGACCAAGCGCAACCUCCAUGUCUUGCAUCUUCGACAAUAGUGUCGGAGGAAAUUGCUCGAGAGGGUCGAUACUUCGGAAUCAUUGUCGAUUACGAGGUUAAAGUUAAGCUUUGUCUUGCAGCACUCAGCUCAUUAUCCGGGUUUCGAUCGUGGAUGUGUAACGGCGUCAAGGGCUUAGUCGAUGAUAAAGCGGUGAGCUCAACAUCUUGUCUACCGGGAAACGCACCAGGAGGUGGGGCGAAUUCGCCUGUCUCGUCGCCGACCAAGGCGCCCUCAACGCCGGCAGAAAGACGUGGUGAGAUCGCGUGUCUGAUUCCGUUCCAGAUUUAUCAGAGGGCCCCAACUGGAAACGAAGCAAAGUCACAUUUGCUUCCUUGCGCCGGUCCCCAUUCGAUCGAGCAACGCGUCGAGGAAAUUGCUCUCGAAGAGUGAUUUCCUCCUACAUGUUAUCAAAGCU